Molecule: messenger RNA, 4180 nt
Organism: Penaeus monodon (black tiger shrimp)
Lineage: Eukaryota; Metazoa; Arthropoda; Malacostraca; Decapoda; Penaeidae
Exons: 12
Coding region: 86-4150 (1354 amino acids)
Source: RefSeq, a predicted model, not a curated record
CGCCGCCAGUACGAUAGUGUUACUUCCUACUACGCUCGUAGAAUUUAGGAAAAAAUAGAAUGAAGACAGAGGAAGGGCAUUGGGCAUGGAGCCUCUGGAAAAAGCCUUUGCAGUAGUGGAAGAGGUUGUUGGAAAAAUAUGCAGAUCUCUGGGACCAGAAGCUCAGGAUCAUAUUAACCAUGACAGGCUAUUUACAAAAGCAGAAAGACAAAUAAAAAAUGGCCUGUCAGUUGAGGUAGCCUCCAAGACCAUUGUGAGUGCUUUGAUACCAGAUAUUCAGGCUACCCUGAAAGAAAAAGUGAAGGACCAACAUCAUGAUGAUCAGGAGAAUGACCUUCCUGAAUCCAAACAGGAGAACAUAGAACCUGCUCCUAUCUCACCUGAAUUGAGAGCAAGCACUUCUCAAAGCCCAGUGUACUCGGAUGGCCAAAAUGGUUCAUCAGCUAGGGAAUCAAGUCAGUCUUCCUCUACAACACUGGAUUCCCCACAGUCUGAAGAGUCUCAGAGCUCGUCUACUGCCAUGACAUUGAAUGAUUUUUCAGAGAUCAGUGUGCUGACUCCUGAUCCACCUAAACCAGCUCCUGUCAUUGAAAUACUUGAUGAUAGCUUCUCCUCCCGUCCAUCAUCUAGGAAUAGUGAUAUCCUUAUAGUAGAAGAAGUGGAGAAACCAAGUAAGCCUAGUGCUAGAACUGAAGAGGAGACAUCUGAUGACACAAAGAAGAAUGAAGAUAUAAGCAAAAUUUUGUCCAUGCUUCAUGAUUUGGAAAAGACUUUAGGCUUGGCCAAGGCAAAGGAAAGUGAGCAAGAGGUGGAAGAAGAGCCAGAAAAUGGAAAAGAUACAAAACAAAUGUCUUCUAAUGAAGAGAUUGAUAGUAAAGAUUCAAAGGUAAUGGCUGAUGAAUUGCAAAAUUCUUCAAGCUCUUCAGAAAGUAAAAGUGAUGCUACAGGAAAUAAUUCUACAAAGAAAAAAAAUACACUUAUAAAUGGAAUGAAUAGUUUUGAUAUAGAAAAAGAAUUAACAGAAGCCAAAGCAGAUAGUUAUACUGAUGAAAACAGAAACAAGAAAACUAAUAUUAAUGGCUUGACAAAUAUGCUGAAUGAAAACACAUUUAAUCAUAAUCAUCCUUCACAGGAACUUUGGUUAGAUGCUCACUUUGUAUGUUCGUUGCUUCCAUAUUUCCAAUUAAAUGACGUGUACCAAAGUAUGUUUGAUAAUUACUAUCAUCCGGACCGCAGGGCAUAUGUCUUAGGUUUAUAUAUAGAGUUAGCAGUUGAUCAAGGGGAGAUGGUACCAGACAGGGUGUUUCAUGGCCUACGUGCUGCAAAAAAACGCCCUCAUGGGGAUAUUGUUGGGUCAGGUUCAAACGCUGUUGUGAAGAGAUUCAAAGUUGAGGAAGGUGCUGCAAAAUGUGUCAGUGAAAUAAAACAGUGGCAGCCAGUGGGUGAAACAAAGCAGUUAUUGAGUGACUCGGUCCCCUCUACUAGUGGUGCUGUGGUUCGAAAAGUAGCAGCAGAUAGUACAUUUAAAGAUGAACAUGUGAAGUUCUUUGAAACAGAUGUAGAUACCCAUUAUGCUGCUAGUAGACUGGAUGAAAAUAAACAGGAAAAUGAUUAUUGGACUAGUGAACAAAAAGAGGUGCAAGAUGAAAGACAGAAGUGGUGUGAAGAAAAAGCAAACUUUAUUGCUGAAGUGAUUCCAGGUGUUGAAAAAGAUUCUUUAAGAGUGCAGAUACAGAUGUGUCAUAGUGAUGCUGACGUGGAGAGAUUGAUAGUAAGACUAAUGGAAGAGGGUCCUCCCCCUGAUCCUCCAGACAUCCCACAAGGGUAUCCUCCCUCCCUUGUCUCCCCGGAUCGACCAGAAACCAGUGCUUUCCAACCUGUGGAGCGAGCAAGUACCAGUGCUUUCCAGCCAUUUGAACAGGGAAGCUCUAAUGAUAGCUCCCCAGCAGCCAGUUCAAGUGAAAGCCAGACUGCUGGGGAAGGCAGUGAUGAGGCAAGUGGUGUGGAAAUAGAGGAAAAGAUCAUGUCCCAUGUAGCAACACUGUGUGAAAUGUUCAGUGAUGCUGACCCAGACUACCUUCAGGAGAGAUGCGUGGGCAUUAAUGGUGAUCAGAACAAGUUUGAAGCACUAGUUGAUGAGCUGAUGGAAAAGAAAGAUUAUCCCAAGAUGGAAGAAUAUCUGAAACGGCAAAAGCGAAUGGAGAUAAAAAAGAAGUUCAUUGAAGGGAUGACUGUUGAGGAGUUUUUAGAAUAUUUUGAGAAUCCUGAACAGGUCUUUACUGACAUUGAGAAGAAAGUAAGUCCAACAUAUGUUGAAAAUGCACGAGCACAGCUGAUGAAGGACCUACCAUAUCAUCUAAAAAAAGAUGUUGAUAAUGAGCUGCGUAAGCAUAAUUAUCAUUACCUCCCAACACUUAGAGCAUUACAGAACAACAAAAAGUUGAAUAGACGCAAAACUAAGAGGACAAGUCCAUUAAAGCAGAGAGAUUUAGAUGACGUAUUCAUAAAGGAGUUAUGCUAUGUAGGGAUGGAAGUGCAAAUCAAAGAACACCUUGUGAAGAAAGAGGAAAACAAAAGAAGAGCAUUUCUAUGGGCUAAGAAGAAUGGUCAACUGAAAGAAUGUCCUUGUUGCUAUGAUGAUGAGGUCUUAGAAGAAGACAUGGAUACUUGCAGUGCUGAUGACACACACAAAGUCUGCAACACAUGCAUUAGGAGGUCUGCAGAAGCAGAUAUUGGACAAGGUCGAACCAACAUCCGAUGCAUUACCGCCAAUUGCAAAUCAGAGUUUUCCUUGAGCACCCUGAAGAAGGUCCUGAAGCCAGCUAUUUUCUCCAGUAUCCUUGAGAAAAAACAGCUUGAGGAAAUAGCAGCAGCUGACAUAGAGGACUUGGAAGCUUGCCCAUUCUGUAACUUCCAGACCAUCAUGCCAAAUAAAGAGGACAAGGUGUUCAAGUGCCUUAAUCCAGAGUGCAUGAAGGACUCAUGCAGACUUUGCAAGGAGCCAAAUCAUGUUCCAUUACGGUGUGAAGAAGUUGAGAAGCAAAACCAGAAAGAGGCUCGUACCUUCAUGGAAAACCGGAUGGCUGAAGCUAUGAUAAGAGAGUGUUGGAAGUGUAAGAAGCGUUUCAUCAAAGAGGAUGGUUGCAACAAGAUGAAGUGUGCAUGUGGGGCCAUGAUGUGCUACAUAUGCAAGAAGGCCAUCAAGGGCUAUGAUCACUUUGAAGAUAAGUCUGUAUCCACAAAUCCAAAGAAGUGUCCUUUAUGGAGCAAUUCUGAGAAGAUACAUGCUGAGGAGGUGCUGCUGGCUGCAGACAAACUGAAAAAGGAAAUGGACCCAGAAGUGAAACUUCUUUAUGAUCCUACCAAAGAUUUGCCUGUGAUUCCAAAGCAUUUAGCUGACAAGCCAGCACACCCAGCAGUCUUUCCCAAUCCACAGCCACCUCCUGCACACCAGCGAAGACCACAUCAGCUGCCACCACAUCAGCAAAGAAUUCCUGGACUGCCAUUUGCACUUCAACACAUGCGUCGAAGAUAUUUAGCUUUUCCUCCUCCUCCUGCUCACCUGCAACAGCCACCACCUGCCCACCAGCAAGUCCACCCUGCUCAACUCAUGGUUGUACGUGAAAUUAACAGGCUGCAUCACCACCACCAUCACCACCACCAUCAUCACCAUCAUCACCAGCAAGCUUUAGGGUUUCCUCAACCUAUGGAUCAGCAGCCACAGCAAAACCAGCCCAUGAGGGAAGAUCCUGUUGGUCCCAGGAAUGAGGUAAAUGCUAUAAUGCAAGCAUUAAUUGGGGGACCAGGAUACCCUCAACCUGCACCUCCCCAGCAGCCAGAGCUCCAGCCUCGACUGGGGAGAGAGGACCUGGUGAAUGAGUUCAUGAUAGAGGUUUUGGGAGUUGAAGCAGGAGAGGUAGCUAAUCCUGCUGCUCAUCAGAGACGAAAUCAAGAGGUUCAUGGAGAUCUUCAGCAGCAACAGCAGGAGCAGCAGCAGCAACAACUACAGCAGCAGCAAUAUGAACAAGAAAGAAUACAGAUUCAGCCUGAAAAUCCAGGCAACCAAAAUCAGCAGGUCCAGCAAGUGCAGCAUGAGAAUCCCCUUUUCUUAGGCACAGAUGAAUUAAUGAACAUCUUUGGUAAACUAUGAUACUUAAUAAAUGAUAGCUCAUGUGAUCAA